AUGUCGGAUUACGAAAGAGAGAAAGAAAGGAGAGAGCAGGACAGAGAGAAGGAGAAGAGAGAAAGAGAGAGAAUGGAGAGAGAAAGGAGAGAGCUUGAAGAGAAGGAGAAAUUGGUGAAGGCAGAAAGGGAGAGACAGCGAAGAGAGAAGGAGGAAAAUGAAAAGAAGGCUGAAAAGGAGAGACUAGAGGAGGAGAAAAUUAGGAGAAACAUUAUAGAAGGAGUAGCUUGGACAGAUCCCCAACCAGUAGGGACAAGGAGAGAAGUAAGACGAGAAAGGAGCACUGAAGGAGAGUCCGAGACCGCUACUGAAGAUGAAAGUAAGAAGAGAAAGGAAAGAGAAGAAGAAAGCCCUAAGAAGGUGAAGAAGAAGAAUAGAACUGGAAAGGAAAGUGAAGAAAAAGGAGAAGAAGAAGAAGAACCGAUGGAGGAAGAGACACCGGAAGAAGAGCCCACACCGCAGAAGAAAAUGGAAGAUGUGCUUAAGAAGAUGGAAAGCUGGACCGAGAGACAGGUCAAAAACAAAACGAUUAGCAAAGUGUAA
Messenger RNA from Homalodisca vitripennis (glassy-winged sharpshooter), 543 nucleotides. RefSeq names its product histone-lysine N-methyltransferase, H3 lysine-79 specific-like. The record is from RefSeq and is a predicted model, not a curated record. NCBI's taxonomy places the organism in Eukaryota, Metazoa, Arthropoda, Insecta, Hemiptera, Cicadellidae. Bases 1 to 543 code for a protein of 180 amino acids. The transcript has 2 exons.